Molecule: messenger RNA, 1990 nt
Organism: Pogona vitticeps (central bearded dragon)
Lineage: Eukaryota; Metazoa; Chordata; Lepidosauria; Squamata; Agamidae
Product: homeobox protein NANOG
Biological process (GO): regulation of transcription by RNA polymerase II
Molecular function (GO): DNA-binding transcription factor activity, RNA polymerase II-specific; RNA polymerase II cis-regulatory region sequence-specific DNA binding
Source: RefSeq, a predicted model, not a curated record
AAGGCCGCUCAUAAAAAGGCCCCUCCCAGGGCCGGAGGGGGCCCCUUAAGUGGCUCUUCCCGAGGGCCCCCGCCACGCCGCCACCCAUGCACGCUCCCCUGGCCCUCAAUGGCCCUUACAGGGUCUACCCCACCGGGGUGGUGAGCGGGCCCGGCUACGACCGCUAUUAUUGGCACGCCACCCCCCAGAAUGGGGCGACCGAGCCGGCGCCCUCCUCGGAGGGGUUCCCCACCCAAGAAGCGGCCUCGAGCGGCCCGGAGGAGAAGGCGCCCGACAAUAACCCAGACAUCUCUCCAAAGUCUCCCAGUUCUGGAGCGCUCAUGUUUUACACUCCUGACUCUGCCACCAGCCCCAACAGACAUCCCCUUUCUCCAAAGCUGACUUCUACGCCUCAGAGACCCAAGGAAGAUAGUUCCGGGGGCAGAAAGGUCAAAACCCGCACAGCUUUCUCUCAAAAGCAGCUCCAGAUCUUGCACAGCAGAUUCCAGAGUCAGAAGUACCUCAGCCCACAACAGAUCAGAGAACUGGCCACAGCACUGGAACUCACCUACAAGCAGAUAAAGACAUGGUUUCAGAAUCAGCGGAUGAAGUUUAAGCGAACCCAAAAGGAAACAGUGUGGAUCAGGAAAGGAAUGUGUCAACCUCAGAACAAUUAUCUGGAUAUAAAUCCUAGUUACCAUGAAAGUUACAGCAUUGCAGAUGGUCGGAACCUCCACCCGUUGGCCAGCAUGCACGAGAACUACGCUGGCAACGUGCCCUACGGAAACAGCCAGAACUACGGCGGUGGUGACCACCAGAUCUAUGGGAGCCCCCAGAAUUUCUACCCAGUUGUGAGUGGUGAGGAGGGGAACUUCUUUGGGAAAACUCCUGGGCCCUCCUACAGCCAACAGGCCAUCAGCUAUAUCAGUCAGCAAAAGAUGAACUUCUGCCAUGGCUUCUCGGCGAGUGUGGAGUAUGCUGCUGUGAAGGUGGAGGAUGGCUAUCCCUUCCCAAAUGUAUCUGCUACUGCAGCCGCCGCCUUGCCCGGCUCCUCCAUCCUCCAACAUUAUCAGUCACCUUUGCAGCCUCAAGGGGCACAGAGCAACUGCCUCCCCUAGCCUCUUUUUUGUGACUUUCUCCCUCAAGAGCCUUCAGUUGGAAAGACAGCAGAAUCUUACCUCCAUCACCUCCCUUCCUUCAGAUCCAGCUAGUAUGAGCAAAGAGAUCUCGGCACUUUACAGCUUUUCCCCUGCUCCUUUUCUGCCUUCAGGAACAAUUUUCUGUACUUGUUCUGAACUUUUACCUAGAUCAACCCUGGCUGGCUCCAGGGAAAAGGAACUAUAGGUGAGCAGCGGGCAGUGGAAGGAUAUUUUGGUGAAGAGAGUUGUAAAGAGACAAGAAUUGGCCUAUGUAUGGUUGGCCUUUGCUGCCCUCACUUCUUGCUUGCCUGCUGUGCAGGCAAUAAAGCUCAGCAACCAACAGAACAGGAGCAGAGGGAACCUUCCAUUCUCUUUCUCCCUACCAAUCACUUUAUUCUGGGUCUGUCUCUCUUUGAUUUUUUUUUCAUUAAUUAGCAUGUACCUCUAGAGGCAAAGAUGCUAGUAGGUGUGGAUUUAAAAUUCGGUCCCAAUAUUUUCAUAAUACCUCCAUAUGCAGACCUGUUAAGACCAUGGUGAGCAAAGGAGGACAGGACUCUUGGCCUGGGGUAACAUUUGGUAGCUUGUUGCAUAAGCACAGUUUUUCUUUUUCCUUACCUCUGCAUGACUGGUUACAGCUAUUAAAAACUUCUUUUUCUGCCUCUGCUCAGUUUUGAACCAACUCCCGGAAUCCCAUCGCCAGUGUUGCUACUGGAGUUGACGCUCACAAAAUAACUUUUCUGGCUAGCCUGAAGAAUAAAGUAAGAAGAACAUGUCAUCCCUACACCCUACAGCAGUGGUUCCCAACCUUCGGUCCCCAGAUGUUCUUGGACUACAACUCCCAGAAAUAGUGGCCAGCGCAGCUAAUGGUAAAG